AUCUAAAAAUGAUACCGUACAUAUUUUUUAUUCAUAUUUGUAUUAAUCUUCAAUUUUUUACUGUAAACUAUGUUAUUUAAUUUUAUGUAUUAUGGACAUAAAUAAUUUUCGAUUAAUUGAGAAUAUUUAAAUAACUGUUCAUGUGUAAGUAUUGUAGUAAUUAUUGAUUGUAAAUUUUCUUUUAAAGAAAACACGUUCCUCUGAAUAUCAUGUGGGAUAUUAUCAUUUAUGCAUUCUCAAUGCUCAUCACUGGAGCAUUGCUUUUUUUGAUGGUGUAUUCUAUAAUUACGCUAUCAGAUUUAGAAUGUGAUUAUUUAAAUGCUCAAGAAUGCUGUUCCAGAUUAAAUUUUUGGGUGAUACCAAAAAUUGUAGCAGAAGUAUUGUUAGUCUUAGGAUUUUUAUCAGAUUUCAAUUGGUGGUUGGUACUCGUAAAUUUACCACCAGUUGGAUGGUUAAUACAUGAAUAUAUAACUGUUCCUAGAGGUAAUACUGGAUUAUUUGAUCCUACAGAAAUUCAUCACCGGGGUCAAAUGCGUACUCAUAUGAGAAAUUUUGUAAUAUUUACCGGUUGGUAUCUGAUCACAUUUUUCUUUUAUUUAUACUUUAUGAUAUUAACUGUACUGAAAGGCAAUCCGUUGGAAACUGAAGAUCCUAUGCAUGUUAAUAAAUUCUAGUCUAAGAGUGUCAAGUAUUGAAGUUUAAAAACGAUUUGUAUUUUUACUAUUUAUUUAAUUAAUAUUGAAGUUUUUAAGGUCAUAGAAUGUAAAACACCUUAGUAAAUAAUGUAAUAUUUCAUUUAUUAUUUUUUAAAUGUGUUACUGUGCCACACACUGUAUAAUUUUUAUUUUUUUACAAAUUAGUAAUUUUUAACUUAUUGUUUGAAAACGCUACGCAAUAAGCUAGUCAAUCAAUUCAAAUGAUCAGUCAUAAAAAUUUCCAGUAUUACUAAAUUCAUCAAUGAUUAAAAAGUUUUAGGUGUUUAUUUUAUCCUUUUUACUCAUUAAUUCAGACGACUUUUUGUCCAAUAUACCAGUUGUCCCUUUAUCAUCAAUUGUUUUUGCAAUUUUCACAUCAAACCAACUCAUCAUCCACAAAAAUCAUCUAGCAAGGAGCUUGAUGUGGAUGUUA
Daktulosphaira vitifoliae (grape phylloxera) is the source of this 1128-nucleotide messenger RNA. It is a transcript of the gene cnir, whose product is annotated as protein cornichon homolog 4. Lineage: Eukaryota; Metazoa; Arthropoda; Insecta; Hemiptera; Phylloxeridae. The record is from RefSeq and is a predicted model, not a curated record. The transcript is spliced from 5 exons. The coding region runs from base 210 to 674 and encodes 154 amino acids. Gene Ontology annotation, cellular component: endoplasmic reticulum membrane; COPII-coated ER to Golgi transport vesicle. Gene Ontology annotation, biological process: endoplasmic reticulum to Golgi vesicle-mediated transport.